AUGACAGAUUCAGUGCCCCGCCGACGCAUCGUCUUGUCGAAUCUUCAUCUCAACUCGAUCGAUGGCAACAUCAAUACUGAACCCGGGGUAGAGGUAGUAACCAACAACUUGGAGACAGAAAACCUCUUCGACGGUCUUCUGCAGAGGACCAAGAUCGGUACUGUCUCUGCGGUCCCUGCGAGUAACGAGGGAUUAGGUCUCCCAGCUUUUGCUGAUGUGCCUGGAAGUGGCAUUGUUUUGCCUGGGGGCGUGAAUCUUUACUUUUUGGACUUGGCCCCAGGAUAUACAACUCCGAUGCAUCGGACCGUGUCAGUCGACUACGUUGCCGUCAGCCAGGGAACACGCACCCUUAUAACCCCCAAGACUGCUUUCAGCGCCGAAAACAAUAAGGCCGACUAUAAAGACACUAUUGAAAGUCUGCUUCGUCCAGGAGAUGUUGCCGUUCAACGCGGGGCUAUGCACGCCUGGGCGAACAGAACUGAUGAAUGGGUUCGUAUGAUUGGCAUAGUUGUGGACGCAAAGCCGUCUGAGAUUGUAAUAGGCGGAAAGCAGCUGGAAUUAGGUGAAAAAUGGCUUCAGUGA
This is a messenger RNA of Colletotrichum orchidophilum, 582 nucleotides long. RefSeq lists its product as uncharacterized. NCBI's taxonomy places the organism in Eukaryota, Fungi, Ascomycota, Sordariomycetes, Glomerellales, Glomerellaceae. The coding region runs from base 1 to 582 and encodes 193 amino acids. The transcript has 4 exons. The record is from RefSeq and is a predicted model, not a curated record.